AUGUCUUCUAUCGUUCCCGAAUUCGAAGCUGCCAAUGCGCAGUAUGCUGCGGCUUUUGACAAGGGAGACCUGGCUCUCCCGCCCUCUCGGCACGUUGCAGUUGUCGCAUGCAUGGAUGCACGACUCGAUCCAGCCCAGGUCCUCGGCAUCGAGUUAGGAUCCGCUCAUGUGAUCCGCAAUGCAGGCGGUCGUGCAACCGACGCGCUGCGAUCAGUCAUCAUCUCCCAACAGCUUCUCGGCACGCGAGAAAUUGUGAUUGUUCAUCAUACCGACUGUGGCAUGCUUACCUUCUCCGACCUCGACAUCAAGGCCAAGGUCAGAAAAGACCUGAACGAGGAUGUCGAUCACAUUGCGUUUCUUCCGUUUGGCGAUCUCAAGCAAAGUGUUCGGGACGACAUUGCGUUCUUCAAGAAGAGCCCUUUGGUGUUGGAUGUCCCCAUCACUGGCUACAUCUACGAUGUCAAGACUGGCAAGAUUGAGAAGGUUGAUGCCUAA
Fusarium keratoplasticum is the source of this 495-nucleotide messenger RNA. Its product is annotated as Carbonic anhydrase. NCBI's taxonomy places the organism in Eukaryota, Fungi, Ascomycota, Sordariomycetes, Hypocreales, Nectriaceae. The transcript is spliced from 3 exons. Gene Ontology annotation, molecular function: zinc ion binding; carbonate dehydratase activity. The record is from RefSeq and is a predicted model, not a curated record. Bases 1 to 495 code for a protein of 164 amino acids.